Molecule: messenger RNA, 1401 nt
Organism: Linum tenue
Lineage: Eukaryota; Viridiplantae; Streptophyta; Magnoliopsida; Malpighiales; Linaceae
Source: the annotation of a GenBank genome assembly
GCUCGAUCAGUGCGAUGGAGUAGUUGGCCUGUGAGCCUGCUGUGACGGUGAGAUGCGAAAGAAUCAUUAAUACUAUAUUUAUUACACAUGCACACUAUAAAAACUGAUACAACCAUUGCUGAUCUUCUGUGUCUCUGCCUGCCUGACUCUCGCCGGAAAUGGAGCCGGAGAAGGAGAAGAAGAAGAUGAUGGGUUCAAGCUUACUGCAGACUGAUUCUCCGACAAUGGUCUCUGGCAAUAACUCCUACAACUACGCACACAACUCCUCUGCCCAGAGGAAAAUGAUGGAUUCGGUGAGGCCGAGAACAGAGGAGCUGAUUGCAGAGAAACUGGACUUGGAACGAUUAUUGGCCGCCGGCGGCGGCAACACGUUUCGUGUCGCGGAUCUAGGAUGCUCGAUUGGACCCAACACGUUCCACAACGUCGAGCACAUUGUCCAGCAAGUCAGGCAAAAGUACAACCACAUGAUGAUGACCUCCGCCGCUGCGGCGUCGCCGUCGUCGGCCCCGGAGUUCCAAGUCUUCUUCAACGACCAGGUCAACAACGACUUCAACGCACUCUUUCGCUCCCUCCCUCCGGAGCGAGACUACUUCGCUGCCGGAGUCCCCGGGUCGUUCCAUACCAGGGUGUUCCCCAACUCGUCUCUUCAUUUGGCUUACUCGGCCUCGUCGGCCCAUUGGCUGUCGAGGGUGCCGCCGGAGGUAGUGGACAGAGGAUCCCCUGCUUGGAACAGGGGAAUGAUUCACUACGGUUCCGCUCCGAAGCCGGUGGAGGAUGCUUACAGGGCCCAGUUCAGGAAGGACAUGGGAGGGUUCUUGAGAGCUAGAAGUGAGGAGCUCGUGAGCGGAGGGAUGCUUGUGCUUGUCUUUCCCGGGUUACCCGACGGGAUGCUUCACUCUGAAACCCAAGCCGGCUCUGUAAUCUACUGCGUCAAUCUCAGCAUCUUGGAUUUGGUUCGUCAGGGAGUACUGGAGGAAGACCAACUGGACAAUUUCAACUUACCGAUCUACUUCCCGCACCCAUGGGAGAUGAGGGAGCUGGUGGAGGAGAACCAGUGCUUCUCGUGCAUCGAGUUGGAGGUGGUCAGCCCGGAAUCGACAUGGCUUCAGCAGGGUGGCGUUGGUCUGAGAGGGUGGGCGGUCGCGAUGAGGGCAGGCAUGGAGGAACUGUUCGCCAGACACUUUGGAGGGGAAGAGAUCCUCGACAGGAUAUUUGAUGGGGCGAGUCAGAAGAUCGCGGAGCGUGCUGAAGUUAUUAUGAACACCAAAUGCAAAGAACUACCUCUCUUGUAUGUUGCUCUCCAGCGCAAGUGACAAUGUUUGGACUCAUUUGAGAGAGAUUUUUAUGCAAUUGAGAUUACAUGGGCAGUUAAGUUCGCAUUCAAAUACAUCGAAAGUGUAA